AUGUCAAAAGCUCCAGAACCUCAAAAAGAUUAAAAAGUUGAACCUCCUAAAAUUGACCCAGCUGCUGAUGCUGCAAAAGCUUAGAGUUCAGGUAUCGACACAGAGAGUCUUCUUAACUUUUCUGAGUUGAAACCAGGCGAAUACUCCAUUCAUGUUUAUGUAGAAAGAACAAGAUGUUUAACUCACCCUGAUAAUGAUACUGAAUUAGUAGAUCCUAUGGUAUGCAUUUAGUCGCUCGGUAAAAAAUAAUACACAGGAGUGAAGAAAAGAGUAGGACCUAAUGAUAAAUUUUGGGGAGAGCAUUUAUACAUUGAAAAAAAUGUUGCAAAUAAAGAAGAAAUUAAAAAUGGAAAGCUUUUGAUUGAAGUGAUAGAUUAUAAUAGUGUGACCAAAAAUUGUUUAGUUGGUAAUUAUGAAAUGGAUUUGGCUUCAGUAUAUUUUGAAAAAGACCACUGCUUAUUAUAUAAAUGGCUUGCUUUGACAAAUAUCAAAAAAAAUUACUCCAAAAUUAUGGGAUAUAUCAAGUUAAGUGUAAGCGUUUUAAGAGCUGGAGAGAAAUAAGUCUUAUUACAGGAAGAACCCCCUAGAAAAGCAAAUAAAUCUGAGAAAUCAGAAAAUCAAGUUAUGCUCCCUCCUUAACUCUAGUAAAAGCCAGGUCAAAUAGUUUUCAAGCUAUUUAAAGCUGAAGCAUUAAAAAAAAUGGAUACUUUUUACUCUAUUGAUGCUUACGUAGUUUUAGAAUGUGGUGGAUUUUCUUUGAAAUCUGAUACAGUUAUGGAUAAUAAAAAUCCUACUUGGUAUAAGGAAAUGUGGGUUCCUCUAUUUUAGCCUACUGUCAAUAGAAACUUAACUUUAAAACUUUGGGAUUACGAUAGAGGUUCUGAUGAUGAAUUAGUAGGAUGCUGUAAUUUCAAUCUCAAACAAAUUAUAGAUGGUGAACUUGAAGAUCCUUUUUGGUGCAAUAUAUAUGGUAGUCCAUAUGACUGUGCUUACAAAGAUGAAAUGAAUAUCAUGAAUAAUAAUCCCGAUUUAGGUACUUACUGGUCAGGAAGAAUUCUUUGUGCUAUUAGCUACUAAGAUGCCGAAGAACCAUAGUGUGCUAUGAAGCCCUUAAGCAAGCAAGAUGUUGAUACCUACAAAGUCAAUGAUGAUAUGACCUAUGGAAUAACAGUUGAUGCUUUUUAUGGAAUAGACCUACCAGAUAAUAAAAAAUACUCUCUAACAGUAAGAUGGGCUGAUUAAUUAGUAGCGACAAAGAAAAUUGAAGCUAAAAACAAUCUGAUAGAAUGGAACGAAAGAGUGAAACUUGAUUGUACGUUACCAUACAGAAGUAGUGAUACUCUUCCUGAUGUUUUUAUAUACUUGACAGAUAGUGAUGGAAAAUGCGUUUCAUAUGUCAGAGAAAAAGCAAAAAAAUUCAUGAUAGCAUAAGAUAUGAAUCCUAAAAAUUAUUUCAUGGUUCCAGAUAAAUCUAUGACUAAAAUAAGAGCAGAUGAAGCAGGUAUAAUUAAUGCUACUAUAGUGAUUGAAAUUGAAGGAUGCACUAACAAACCAAAUCCUCUUCUUGAACAAGCUAAGAAAAUUAAACCAAAGCAAACUAUGUUACAUUUUAACUUAUUUUAAUGCUAAGACUUAAUUCCAGGAGAUACAAAUGGUACUUCUGAUCCAUUUUGUGAAGUUCACUUUUAUGGAAGUACAAUUAAAUUCCCAACCAAAAAAGAUACAAACAACCCAAUUUGGUACAAGAGUUAGUAGAUUCAAGUUAAUUAAUAUAAUGAAUUUAAUCCUCCUCCUGUUCUGAUUAGAUUUUUCGAUGAAGAUACAGUUUCAAAUGAUUUCCUAGGAUCUGCAUUAAUAGAUAUCUAAGAAGGUAUCAAAUAAGGUUACAUUGGAAAAACUGCAAAGGAUACUAUUUCUCCUAAAUGGGUUGAUCUUAAAUUCAAUAGAAACAGUUAAUGCGGAAGGGCACUAGUUUCAAUGUUUUUCGACGAUACCGUUACAUCUAAACCAUAAAUUUAUGAUUUAAGACCUAAGCUUGAAAAAUACAGAAUUUAAGUUAAAAUUCUUGGUUUGAGAAACUUAAAAUCCUACGGCCCUAUGCCUGUUCGUCGUCCUUACAUAAAAUUUGAUAUUAACAGUUUGAAAGGAAUUGGCGAGUCCAAGAACGCUUCUAAAAACCUCUUUACUGAACCUAAAGGAUUUGGAGCAAACCCUACUAUUUCUACUAUUAUUAAAUUUGAUUGUCUUUUACCAGAAGAUCUUAUUCUUAUGCCAUCAUUAAGUUGCACAGUCUAUGAUAAAAUUCUUUUUGGACUGAUUUAACCUAUUGUUGGAUAGUUUUCUAUCAAUUUAAGAGAAUUUGUUUAAAAAACAAAAGAAAGAUAAGCUCAAAAAUAUAAAAAAACUACUACUUUCUAAGGAGAUACUUCCUCUUCUUUAUAACUAUCUAUGGCUUUAAAAUCUAAACCAGAAUCAACCUAACUUGAUAGCAAAAAUAGUAAAUAAGACAUUACAAUUGAUGAUAAAGCAAAUACCUUGAAGGAAGGCUUACUCUAAGAAGUUAAAGAAUAACAUGAAGAACAACACGAAGAAGAACACUAAGCUGUUAUUGAAAUUGAUAAUUUAAAAUAAGCAGAAUCAUAGUAAGAUGAGCAUAUUUUGAAGAUUGACCCUUACUAAAUUUAUGAUGAAACUAAAAAAAUUAUUAAUAAGGAAGGUUAAAUUGUUAAGGAUUAUACUAUUUUUUGGGCUCAUUAUACAUUCGACAAGGAAAGCGCCGAAAUAGUUGAAAUUAAUCCUCCAGAUCCAGAUUGUUAUUAUGCUCUUUCAUAUGACAAUCGUAUAAACAAAUUAAACUCUAUUCGUAUUAAAGAAACUAAUAAGCCUCUUCCAAGCGAAACUAAUGAAUCAACUGGAUUAGUAAAAGAAGGAGAAGUAGUUAAUUAUGCAACUAACAAUUAAAUCCGUAAACACUAUAGAUACAUUGUUCAUUCACCCUUAGAAGAAAGUAUAUUCAUUGAAAAGAAUGUAUUUGAUGUCAUUGAAGUCAGCUAAUGCAGAAGAUUUAAUGAAAACGAUAUGUAUAAUGAUAUGGUUCUUUCACAUGGCAAUACAAACAUGGCUGGUAAGUUUAAAGGUAUUAUAUCUGUUGUUAAUCACAACGACACCAAGCUUAUGGAUUAAGUUCAAAGUGAUAAACAAGAAGAAAGAGAUAAGGACUUUAUGAGUGAAAAGUAUGUCCUUGUACGUUUAUAUGUCUUAGAAGCAGUUAAUAUUCCCAAUGCAGAUGAGUUAGAUGAGAGUGACCCUUAUCUGAUUGUAAGACUUGGAGAUCAAAAGAUUUCAACAAGAAAGAGAUUUAUUAAAGACAAUUGCAAUCCUAAGUUUUACGAAAUGUUUGAAUUUAAAACCUGCCUUCCAGGAGAUCCCCUUCUUAAAAUCUAAUUAUGGGAUUAUGAUGAGCUUUCUGCCGAUGAUUUCUUAUGUGAAACUGUUAUUGAUUUAGAAGAUAGAUUUUAUAGCAAAAGAUGGAGAAAAUUAGUAAAUCCUCCUAUUGAAACUAGACCUCUCUAUCACUAUUCUAGCAGCAUGUAAAAAGGAGAACUUAGACUCUGGCUAGAAAUUAUACCUGGUACUGAAUAUGAAAGAGUUAAAACUGUGUAUCACAUCCAAAAUAAGCCCACAUAAGAAUUUGAACUUAGAGUUGUUGUUUGGAAUGUUUCUGAUAUUCCUGCAUAAGAUGUAGAAGAUACAAGUGAUCUCUUUGUUGUUGCAAGAGUAGGAAAUUUGUCUAAAUAGACUGAUAUUCAUUUCCGUGCUCAAAGCGGAGAAGGUAACUUUAAUUGGAGAAUGAAGUUCCCAAUUACUCUUCCAACAAAGGAUCCUGCUAUUCAUUUCUAAGUAUUCGAUAAAGAUAUUUUCAGUCCCGAUGAUUUCAUUAGUUCUGUUUCGAUUGAUUUCUAAAAAGAAGCCAUGGCUGCUUUUGAAAAUGAUAGAAGAAUAAAAAUGUAUGGAAAUAAAGAUCUUGAUUCUACAUUAAAAAUGGUUAAUAUUUCUAAAAAAAAAUAUGAUAAAAUAGAAUUCCCAAUGACCAACAUAAAAAAAUCUGACUCAUUUAAGUUGUAAUUCAAGCAGGAAGGAAAGAUUGUUAUCUCAUUUGAAUUAGUACCUAAAUCUGAAGCUGAUCAUGAUCCUGUUGGAAACGGUAGAAGUGAACCAAAUCACAGUCCUCAUUUACCUGCCCCUGCUGGUAGAUUUAAAUGGUCUUGGAAUCCUUACACAAUAUUCUGUUAAAUGGUUGGUCCUAAAAUGAGAGCCAAAGUUUGCUUUUUAUUAUGUGCUGUCCUUUGCUGCUUAAUUUUUGUAAUGACAUUACCUGCAAUUAUUGGUCAAGCAAUCGAAGAUAAAUUAAGUGAAUGA
Messenger RNA from Tetrahymena thermophila SB210, 4419 nucleotides. RefSeq names its product C2 domain protein. NCBI's taxonomy places the organism in Eukaryota, Ciliophora, Oligohymenophorea, Hymenostomatida, Tetrahymenidae. The record is from RefSeq and is a predicted model, not a curated record. The transcript is spliced from 20 exons. Gene Ontology annotation, biological process: plasma membrane organization.